AUGGACUUGAACUAAUUAGAAUGUUUACUCUAGUAAUUGACAGAAGCUAAAGAUUAAAUUAUAAAGACUGCUAAUUAUUGUUCAUUUUAUCCUGAGAGUGCUUAAUAAAUUGCUUCUAUGAUUGAAAAUGAAUUCACUUAAACAAGAAAAGAUAAGAAACGAAUAUUUUUAUUUUUAAUCCAUCAAAUUAUUUUAGAUGAGAGCUAAAAAAAGAGGUAAGACAAUCCCUUUCUCAAAGCAUUUGGUGGAAAACUCAAAAAACUAUUGGGAGAUUUUUGUAUUGUGGAUGACAUUAAGGAUUUGGAGAGUGCUUACACAAUGAUAAAGAGGUGGGAAAGAGAUCAAAUCUUCCAUCCUCAAUUUAUCCAAAAAUUGAGAUCGAUUCUCUAACCAAAAUAUGAUCAAUUAAAAUAACAAUAGGAAACCUUUAAUGCCCUAAAUUAGACAGAUGCAUCGGCAAAUAAAGUAUUACAACACAAUAUUCAAACAGUUUAAGUAUGGAAAUUAGUUUAUAAUAAUAGUAAAUCGAACAGUCACACAAAAUAUAUAAGCAUCUUCAAUAGUUAGCAGAUAUUGAUAGUAAGACUUUAGAAUUCAAUUGCAAUUAUGAUAAGUUUGAUGAGAAGACAACAUCAAAUUAGGACUUACAAGCUCUUAUUCAAGAAGGGGAAAUGUGCAGAGAGCAACUAAUCCAGAGCAUUAUUCACUUGUAGUAAUACUAUAUUGAAACGGCUAUCCAGGGAGAAAACUUGUAAUCUGAAUUUUACUAAGGAAUGUAAAAGAAGAUCGAUUAAUACAAGGAGAAGAAGAAAGAGUGGUGAAUAAUUAUAUUUUAAAUAGAUGUUAGAGUAACGAUUAAGAUCCAUCUCAGUUUAAAAUCAGCAAAACCCAUUGAUUGAUUGCUAUUUUAGAUCAGAAUGUUCUCCCGAGAGAUUGAAACGAAAAUCGCAGAAAUCCCAAUAAAGCAUAAUUUUAACUUCCCCUAUUCGAUGUAUAGAGAGGAACAACGCCGACGAUUUUGAGAUCUAUUUGGAUGGUAAUCAAACAGUGAAAGAGGGAUGGCUAUAUUAGAGUAAAAGAGUGUAUGUCCAGUUGACGAGGCAAUCGAUCAAGGAGUACAAUGACGAAUAAAAACAACAAUUCAUAAGAGUGUUGUCAUUGAAGGAAUUCGAGUUCGUAGUUGAAUAGGAGAGACAGUUGAUCAAGAUCACAUUCACUCAUCUCAAAUAAACCAUCCUAUAUUAAGCAAAGGAUGUUGUCGAAGCCAAGAUGUGGGUCAACAGUUUGAACGUUGUGUUUGACAAACAUAGAAACUACCCCAAAAAUAGACUACAAUUGCAAGAAGUGCCUAGGUAUUUGGGAGUCGAAGUGAUUUCUGAAGAGAGCUUUUUGAGGAUUGUUGAAUCAGGGGAUCUUUUACUUUUUGAAACCAAUAAUACAGGGGCCAAAUUGUAGAGAAUAUUCACAAAUACAAAAUAUGAUCAUGUUGCCAUUGCUAUCAAAAUGGCUAACAAAUAUCUAUUCAUUUUUGAUGCCAAUGCUGACACUGGAGUGACAUUUUUAGAAUGGUCAUAAUUCAUAGAAGUCAAUGAUUUAUAUGAAAAGUUGGCCAUUCGUAAAUUGAUGAAUGUCAAUAGAGCUGAAAUCGAAAAAAAAAUGAUUGAAUUUUUGUAACAAGUUCAUGGGAAGAAAUAUGAAGUGACAUUGAGCAAACUAUUCAGAUAAAAGAGUUAAAGUCCUUCCAAGAAAAAUGACACUUACUUUUGCUCAGAAUUAGUAGCCAAGGCCUAUAAGAAAUGUGGACUCCUGGAAUCAGAUAAGGCUUGCAGUUCCUUCUGGCCAGUUGAAUUCACUAAACCAUUGAAAUUUAGUAAAGAAGCUCUGAUUACUGAUGACAUCGUAGUUAUACUUAAAAAGCAUUUGGCUAUAAAAUCAUGA
Molecule: messenger RNA, 1938 nt
Organism: Paramecium tetraurelia
Lineage: Eukaryota; Ciliophora; Oligohymenophorea; Peniculida; Parameciidae
Exons: 6
Source: RefSeq, a predicted model, not a curated record